AUGGGUUCUGCUUCCAGGACUUCCCAGGCCCGUCUGCAGAACGAUUUCGGCGCGGACUACUGGGUUCGCAAUAAGGAGGAGCACCGGCAAGCUACGGCUGGACGGGGCCUGUUCGCUGGUCUACAGGACGUCAAGCAUUACAACGUGGACCACGGCUGGGCGCGCCGCAGGUCUGGCGACUCUCCGAGUGGACUGCUUGCACCUCUCUGGAACCGUGUCACCGGUGGGUCGUAG
Messenger RNA from Penicillium canariense, 234 nucleotides. RefSeq lists its product as uncharacterized. The record is from RefSeq and is a predicted model, not a curated record. NCBI's taxonomy places the organism in Eukaryota, Fungi, Ascomycota, Eurotiomycetes, Eurotiales, Aspergillaceae. The coding region runs from base 1 to 234 and encodes 77 amino acids. The transcript has 3 exons.